Molecule: messenger RNA, 1692 nt
Organism: Apiotrichum porosum
Lineage: Eukaryota; Fungi; Basidiomycota; Tremellomycetes; Trichosporonales; Trichosporonaceae
Exons: 3
Coding region: 1-1692 (563 amino acids)
Biological process (GO): regulation of response to endoplasmic reticulum stress; membrane protein intracellular domain proteolysis
Cellular component (GO): membrane; cytoplasm
Molecular function (GO): metalloendopeptidase activity; protein binding
Source: RefSeq, a predicted model, not a curated record
AUGCUCGACGUCCUCUUCCCCGUCAUCGCCCUCGUCCUCCUCUUCCACGCUCUCCGCCACGCCCCCGCAUUCCUCGCGUCAUCGUCGGCAAACUAUGGACUGAGGAAUCGAUCCUUGCCCGCCGCGUACCGUCUCGCUCCACGCGCAGAGUGGCUUGUGGAACGCAGCAGCAUUACUGUAUCUGCUACAACGACAGCGCUCAACCCCGUUCCCAAAAGGAUCGCAUCUGGGCUUGGCAACAAUGCGCGCAUUCUGGCGAAACGGUUCUACGACGCCGGAGUGUUGUUUGGCAUCGUUGGCGGAGUGGUUGGCGUUGCUGGCGCCGUAUGGGCGUUGGCAAGAGUCUGGCUGGCAGUAUGGGACGAGGUGGAAGCUCAUGCUCAAGUUCAGAGCGUCCCAGUGCCGGCGCUCGUUCGACGUGCGGUGACCGCGAUUGCCCAGGUACCGGUCCCGAAACUGCACACGGCCAACGCCGGGCUUCAACCAUUGAUACCUGGAGUCACGACUCCACUCUCCCACCUCCCCACGCUCGUCCUCGCGAUCGUGCUAUGCCAGCUUGUCCACGAGCUCGGACACGCAGUUGCCGCGGCCCUCGACGACGUCACCCCGUCCAAGCUCGCGUUCAGCCUCCACCUCGUCAUUCCUUCUGCCUCCGUCAUCUUCCCCAGUUCAAUCGACUACCUUCCCGGCCGUACACGGGCGCGUAUCGCCACUUCGGGACCGUGGCACAACCUUUUGCUAUGGGUGACACUCUGGGCACUGGGCGGAGUUGGCAGCAGCGUCUUUUACCAGGACCGCGCAGCAGAAGGGAGGAUCGUCUCAGGCUUGGAGCCGGGCGCCGCACUGGCAUCUCACCUGCAAAGCGGCGACCUGAUCACCCAUGUCGACGACAAAUUCAUCGGCGGCCACGCAGACAUUUGGGAGAGGUACCUCACGGGCACAGAUACAAGUGCAGCUCACACCGGAUGGUGUCUCUCCAAGUGGGAGUUUGCCGAGGCGCCACGAGCCCCCUGCGAGCAGUCCAACCAGAUUGCUUUUCAGUUGUCGCCUGCUUCGGGUAAUGACAACUUGCGGUGUCUCGAACCACACACCAUCCUCGCACACCCUGCCGUGGACUGUCACUGUCCAGUGGCGCAGGUGUGUAUCCGCCCUGCGCCGUCCGAGCACAUUCUGCGUAUCCGUUUCCGACGCGGGUCGAAAUGGGACACAAUCCUGUGGUCGGGUGAGCGCACAGCCGUGCUUGACCAAGUGCACGUGACGACACAUACCCCGCGGCUCUGGGGAUCGGCGACUCAGUGGGGGAGCUUGUUCAUGACCUACAUGAGAAUCGCCACGUUGUCACUGUACCUCCUCAACCUCCUCCCGCUGCCACACACAGACGGGAUCCAGCUGCUGUCGGCCCUCUUGGCUGGCGGACACCGUGCUAUGCGCCCUGCGCGACAGCUUUCCACCCAACAGAGCAGCCGACACCCGACGAUCAAUCCGUACCGCUACGACGACUCGGAUGAUUCCGACGAUGGCGGCAGCGGAAGCGGUGGGGGUGGACCUGAACCGUCCUGGGCGACAGGACACGGACGACGAGAAGAUCUCUGGGCACGUAGAUUGAGGAGGGGAGUCGAGGGCACUACGGCUGCGGUAGUUGCCGGGUGGGCGUUGGGAUGGGCCAUGCUCGGUCUGCUGAGAUCGAGUUAG